Passer montanus (Eurasian tree sparrow) is the source of this 3180-nucleotide messenger RNA. It is a transcript of the gene CMKLR2, whose product is annotated as G protein-coupled receptor 1. Bases 429 to 1475 code for a protein of 348 amino acids. The transcript has 4 exons. Gene Ontology annotation, molecular function: G protein-coupled receptor activity; complement receptor activity. Gene Ontology annotation, biological process: positive regulation of cytosolic calcium ion concentration; inflammatory response; complement receptor mediated signaling pathway. Lineage: Eukaryota; Metazoa; Chordata; Aves; Passeriformes; Passeridae. The record is from RefSeq and is a predicted model, not a curated record. Gene Ontology annotation, cellular component: plasma membrane.
CAAACAGUGAGGACAAAGGAACAGUGAAGAAUUACAUUUCUAAAAAAAGACCUAACUGUAAACAGCAGUAAAAAGUAGAAUUUCCCUGCUUUGCAAGAUCCAGGUGCACUGUAUGCUCAUGAAUGCACGUUCCUCUUCAGAGCUCUCUGGCAUAUUGGCUUUGAUCACUUACCCAGUUGAAAAAGCACAAAUAAAACGGCAAAAUACAAAUAUAACUUCCAAAUAGAGAGAGGAGACAUGAAGGAAGACAUGAAAGUAAACAAGCUUUAUUAGAGGGAAGGCAGUGGCCAAGUGAAGCAGCUGGAAUCACACUGAAGUGACUCUGAACUCUGCAGAUCAUUUCAUUCUUCCUUCUGCUACAGAGCUCAGAUCCCUGAUUUACAGUGCCUUUUGUUUCAAAGAACUAAGCAAGAAAGCCACUCUGCAACAUGACAUUUGAAGAUUUUGAGAACUACUCUUAUUUCUACGAUCUGUCUGAGGAAGAUGAGUCACCCCAGUCCUCCCUCAGCAUUGCCCAUAUUAUUUCCCUUUUCUUUUACAGUGUGGCAUUUCUGCUGGGAGUGCCAGGUAAUGCCAUUGUCAUCUGGUUUAUGGGCUUUAAGUGGGAUAAAUCUGUUUCCACACUCUGGUUCCUGAAUCUGGCCAUUGCAGAUUUCAUUUUUGUUCUCUUCCUGCCCCUCUAUAUUACAUACGUGGCAAUGGGCUUCCACUGGCCUUUUGGGAAGUGGCUCUGCAAAAUGAACUCAUUCAUUGCACUACUUAAUAUGUUUGCCAGUGUUUUCUUCCUGACAUUCAUCAGCCUUGACCGCUACAUCCGCCUGGUCCACCCCGUCUUUUCCUACAAAUACAGGACUGUAAAGAACACCCUCCUUCUGAGUGGGGUCAUUUGGAUGUCGGCUGCAAUUAUUGGUGGCCCUGCCUUAUACUUUAGAGACACAGCUACAGUUCUCAACAAUGUCACCAUUUGCUACAACAACUUCCAUGUGCAUGACAAGGAACUUAUUUUGCUGACACAUCACAUUCUCAUUUGGGUGAGGCUUGCAUUUGGUUACCUCUUUCCUCUAGUGACCAUGGUUAUUUGCUACUCACUGCUGAUUGUCAAAGUGAAGAAGAGAACUGUAUUGACUUCUAGCAGGCUUUUCUGGACCAUCACUGCUGUAGUUGUAGCUUUUUUUGUCUGCUGGACACCGUAUCAUAUAUUCAGCAUUGUGGAGCUGUCUGCUCACCAUGAUGAGAACCUGCAUGACUUACUGCAGGAUGGCAUUCCCCUCUCCACUGGCCUUGGUUUCAUCAACAGUUGUCUCAACCCAAUCCUCUACGUUCUGAUUAGCAAGAAGUUCCAAGCCCAGGUGAGGAGCACGGUGUCGGAGGUGCUGAAGCUGGCCCUGUGGGAGGUGAGCCGCUCGGGCACGGUCAGCGAGCAGCUCUGGAGCUCGGACAACGCGCCCGCGCGCUGCUGCGAAACUGCCCACUAACUGCUCCUGCCAGCAGCUCUCCACAGGAGCUGACAGGAGAUUUGCAGCUGUUCUUCACUGCACAUGUGCCAGUCACAUGUGCGUCUUUGCAUUGACAGUUUUCUGUAAACAGCUGGCUAAAUUGCACUCGCUGCUUUAAUGGAAAGGUUUUUAAGGGACACGUGGUUUGGAUGUGUGCCCUUGCAAUGCACAUACAGCCUGAACUGAAAGUUAUCAGCAUAGGUGGAAUUACUCUAACUGGGCUUUUGCUGUGGUCCUGUUGGUUUGCUGUGGUUCCAUACCUCAUUGAUAUCGAAAGAACACAAAAUAAAAGUAUUCCUCCUUGCCAUUGCUGGUACAACUCCUAAUGGAGGCAUUCUCAUCCAAGAGGCUGUGGCUAUACAUCUCUGGGUCAUGAGUCUCCUGAUUGCCUGCUACUGCCCCAAGGAGGAAUCCCCUGGCUACAUCCCACCUAAAUGAAGCUAUCAGUAGCUCCACUCUGCACCUGGAGAAGAAUCCCAAGAUGGAGAACACUGAAUUGCUGCCUUCUAUUGUCAAAAAAGAAAAAUAUGGGGAAAAAAACCCUGUCUUCUCCAGUGCUCUUUAUCUUAUACUCAAAACUAAGACAGGAGACCCUGUGUUUUGGGUCACUUUACUGUAUUUUUAGCACCAGUUGGGUGCAAAAUACUGAGCUGAUGUUUCAUGGAGGUAUUUGGCUUAUUUGAAAUGUGCAAAGAAUUAGUGAAAAUAUUUCUUACAGCUUCUGUGCCACACUUCUUUUUCUAUGUUUAAAAUUUUAGUCCUACAGAGGUUUAGUCCUACAAACAACCAUUGAUUGUUCUUUAUUACUCUUUCAAGCAAAGGUAAAGAAAUAAUAUAACAUUUUGUUUGCCUUAAUGUUAAGCUUAAAAAAUGGGUGGAGUGAAUUCAUCAGUAUUCUGUUACAAGUCUGUAGCCAAAUUCGGACUUAUUUUCCAAAUAAGAGGCAAGACAGUUCAUCCAGGAAAUGGAGUCCACUCCCAUAAGAAAGAUGAAGCAGUCCCAGUUAUGCUGUAUUCUGUUCCAACAUGUUGCUUGCUGCAGAAUCAUACAUGCACCAAUGCAAAUAUAUAUACAUGUUAUGUGGUGCGAACCAAUUUCUGAUGCAAUACCACUUAAUUAAACAGUUGAAUGUGGGACAAAACUCUACUGAAAGCAAAAGCACAGAGCUUUGGAUAAAUUUGAACUGUUUUUUGCUAGUUAUUGGCCUAGGUGUAGAGAAUAAAACUGCCUUUCAGAUAAUUUACCUAGUUUAUAUGGCCUGCCAACACAGUAGCAUUUAUGCUAUAAUUGAGGCCUUAUAUGUAAAUAGAUUUGCUUUUGUAUAAAAAAAAUAUAUAUGCAUGAUCACAUCCAGUAUUGGUAACUGCACAAUAGAAACAGCCUGACUAUGGUGUGUAACUAUUUCUUUGGGCUCUGGUUCCAGAGUCUGAGAGUCAGGCAGGAUCAGUGGAAUUUCAGUGUAUUCCCCUUUGGGUUGAAAAGCUGGUAAGCAGCAUUCUUCCUUUGAGUCAUUUGCUGCCUGGUACAUAGUUGCUCAUCAUAAUAUUUUGGCACCAUGCUGCUAUAUGUGCCUAAAUCAAACAUUUUGCAGUUUUUCUUCACAUGUUCCCUGACAUCUUUCUAAGAAUGAUGUACUCUCCUGGCUGUGGUCCAAGUGAAGUAAUAAAAUUUUCUUCUUUCCAAA